CACAUGGGGCUGGUGGUGACCGAGGAGGAGCCGAGCUACGCGGACAUGGCCAGCCUGGUGGUGUGGUGCAUGGCGGUGGGCAUCUCCUACGUCAGCGUCUACGACCAUAACGGUAUUUUCAAGAGGAAUAAUUCAAGAUUGAUGGAUGAAAUUUUAAAACAGCAGCAGGAACUCUUAGGACUAGAUUGUUCUAAGUACACCAUGGAAUUUGCAAAUCAAGACAAAGCUGAUCAAGUUUUAAAUUGCCAAUCUACAUUGAAGGUGCUGUCUCCAGAAGAUGGAAAAGCAGACAUAGUAAAAGCUGCUCAGAACUUCUGUCAGUUGGUAGCACAGCGGCAAAGAACAUACACAGACCUGGACGUGAAUGUGUUAGACAACUUAUUAAGUAGUACAAAUGGAUUUCCCGAUCCUGAUUUAGUCUUGAAGUUUGGUCCUGUGGACAGUACAUUAGGAUUCCUUCCGUGGCACAUCAGACUGACAGAGAUCAUUUCUUUGCCUUCCCAUCUGAACGUCAGCUAUGAAGACUUUUUCUCUGCCCUCCAUCACUAUGCAGCCUGUGAGCAACGCUGGGGAAAGUGACUUCUGGCUGAGCACAUGGAGUCAGGCUUCCUGUGGGAAGGAAUUGAUGUCUGUUUACAAGCACCUGUGAUCCAUAAGUCUGGUUCAUAGCCCUUUCUUAAUUUAUCAACAAAUUCAAUAAAGUGUCUUACCUUUCUAGAGA
Eurypyga helias (sunbittern) is the source of this 721-nucleotide messenger RNA. It is a transcript of the gene NUS1, whose product is annotated as nuclear undecaprenyl pyrophosphate synthase 1 homolog (S. cerevisiae). The record is from RefSeq and is a predicted model, not a curated record. The transcript is spliced from 5 exons. Gene Ontology annotation, molecular function: ditrans,polycis-polyprenyl diphosphate synthase [(2E,6E)-farnesyl diphosphate specific] activity. Lineage: Eukaryota; Metazoa; Chordata; Aves; Eurypygiformes; Eurypygidae. Gene Ontology annotation, cellular component: endoplasmic reticulum membrane; dehydrodolichyl diphosphate synthase complex. The annotation marks the transcript as partial.